This is a messenger RNA of Echinostoma caproni, 1467 nucleotides long. The record is from the annotation of a GenBank genome assembly. Lineage: Eukaryota; Metazoa; Platyhelminthes; Trematoda; Plagiorchiida; Echinostomatidae.
CGCGUCGUCAUAGAACUUCAAUCAGUUCCUGGUGGCGGUGCGCUACAAGGUUUGUAUCAAUCUUGGACAAAUCUACGACGUUCACUGGCCGGACAAAGCCUUCGUGACCUUGCUUCCGCUCGACCGGGUCAGUCAGGUACAUGGCAGCACAACAGAGCAUUUGUCUCUCACAUUCCGGAUGUCCUAUCGUUUGAUUUUAACGCCUAUCCAGAGUUUGCAUUCGCUCUUGGUGUAUGUGAAAUUGGCCUGAUUUUGUAUUGGGGUCAGCUGCGGAUCGCUCGGUUUCCAUGGCCGAGAAUUGUCGAGAUCUCUUUACACCGGUCACAGUUUCAUCUGACAGUGCGCGAGACAGAUGAGGUGAGCUUCCAGAGUACAGUUCAGGACAACGAAAUACUGGGACCAGGACGUGGCCGAGCGGCGGCUGAGGAGAUCGAAACCGCAGUGAUUGUUUUACCACCCAGACCCGUGAUUCCUGCACCUGUUUCCAUCCCAGAACCUUCUAGUUCGGUGCUCACGUCCCCGGAAGUUCGAAAUCGCUCUGCAACAAGGCCACAAUAUGCGCGGAUUCGACACUGGCUGCAAUGUCUUAUUCCGCGAACAGUGGAAUCUGAUUCGCCGGAAGCAACUCGUCCCUUUCAACGUCGGCGUCGACUCCGUCGGGAUCGUUCUUCUCUCAGUUCACCGGUGACUAACACACGAUCCCCGGAUGGGGAUGCGUGUAGCCAUCGGAGACCGGAGAAUCCUGACACUCUGCCUUCCGAAGAUUCCCCAAAUGAACCCUGGCUCCGUCGCGAUAACCUCAGCGGGCAGCACUCCAGUACCGCAUUUGAUCCCGGGAGCAGAAACGAUCCGGGACUGCGUGCUUCUGCGAUGUCCCCUGGACUGGCUGAAGCAACACCGACGCGCUCGCAUUGGGUAUCUCGAGCAGUGAUGUCUCGUCUGAACGAGUCUCCCAUGGUUCCCACAAUCCGUCGUGUUCGAUCUGCUCUCACUGGCUCUCAGCGAGAUUCAUCGGGACGUACCGGAGCACCCAGUGCAACCAGACCGGUCAGUUUUUCCGCGAUGCAUAGACGAGCCGUGUCGAACAAUACCAGUCGACCAAUCCCGCCUCCGCGACCUAAACAACCUCCGACCCCGUCUGAAGGACGUCCGAAUUGGCUAACCAGAUCGCUCACUAUGUCACCAUCGUUUAAUGAGUCCGGACAAAUUACCCCCAAUUUGAUUAGCAAUCUGGAUUCCAUUCCUCUCGUACCGACGUUUACGGCUGUGUUCACACCUGACGGACGUCUGGUGCAGACGUCUCGUUUAAAUGCGACUUCUUCCGUGGUAAAGGAGAUAUCAGGCAACGGGUUGACUGAACCCACUUCAGAAGAAUUAGCUGUCAUCGAUUGCGCUCCACAACAGACUAGCACACCAAACCACACAAAAGUAAGUUGUGUGUGUGUGUUUGUAGUUAUGUGUUGGUGA